Macroventuria anomochaeta is the source of this 682-nucleotide messenger RNA. RefSeq lists its product as uncharacterized. The record is from RefSeq and is a predicted model, not a curated record. NCBI's taxonomy places the organism in Eukaryota, Fungi, Ascomycota, Dothideomycetes, Pleosporales, Didymellaceae. The transcript has 2 exons. Bases 92 to 682 code for a protein of 196 amino acids.
CUCAGCAAUUGUAUACAAAACCACGACGCCUUCCAAGACUUGGAACAUCUCCGAGGCUCCAAUCAUCCACUCAAAGCCAACAGCCUUAAAAAUGGCCUCCAACCAGAAUCCGUGGCAGGACGACCCACCAUCCUCCCAAGCCCACGGCGUAUCAAACCACAACUCCCAUUCAGCCUACCAAGACCAAACCUCGCACGCCCAAUACACUCCGCCAGACCACCCACCACCCGGCCACAACCUCGGACAAGGCCACUCUGGUACCCACAACGACGCAGACCCCUGGGUGCAAUACCAAUCACCUGACUUCAACCCAAACCCCCAACAACCCCCCAACAACCCACCUAACCCCUCGCCUAACCAUCAGUUUCGUGUCCCGCCUCUAAACUCCGAGACGCAGAAUUACCAAGGCCUGAACGACAACAACUACGAAGUCCCCCCUGGCCUACCACCGCGACGGACCGGGACCGAUCUCGCGCUCCCACAAGGCCAGGAUCGCAGUCAUCAGAUUGAAGUCAUGCAGAGCUAUGAGGCGAGGGGACGCAAGGAUGAACAUGAUCAGAAUGUGGAGAUUCUGCAGCGCGAGUUUCCGAAACUGGAUGGGAGUCUGAUUGCGGCGAUUUAUGGGGAUAGUCAGAGUUUGAGUGCGACAAGGGAGAUGCUUGGGGAGUUGGAUAGGGAGUGA